Molecule: messenger RNA, 4154 nt
Organism: Cyprinus carpio (common carp)
Lineage: Eukaryota; Metazoa; Chordata; Actinopteri; Cypriniformes; Cyprinidae
Product: collagen alpha-1(XXVIII) chain-like
Exons: 35
Coding region: 125-3397 (1090 amino acids)
Molecular function (GO): serine-type endopeptidase inhibitor activity
Source: RefSeq, a predicted model, not a curated record
UGGGUCUGUGAUGUUGGGGUGAUGUUCAGCACAGGACUGAAGUCAGUCAGAACAGAACGUGCUCCAUACAGGAGACAUGAGCAUGUGAAUGCUCCCUAGAUUUGCAUAACAGGCAAGGUUAGACAUGAAUGAAAGCAUGGCCAAAGGGUUUUCUCUGUGCCUGUUGCUUUGGCUGCUUGCACCUGCGACCAGAUGCCAGAACAGAAGACAGUUUGGAGAAAGACUAAACAACCUCAACACAAAACAGGACAAUGAGUUAGUAUGCACACUAGAGAUUGCAUUCAUUCUGGACAGCUCAGAGAGUGCGAAGAGCCCUCUGUUUAAUCAAGAGAAAGAGUUUGUGCGCUCCUUCAGCAAGCAGGUAAUGCAGAUGAAGGUGCCUGACUGGCAUCUGAAAACCCGUAUGGCGCUCAUCUACUACAGCAGCUCAGUCUAUAUCAACCAGCGCUUCAGAGACUGGCAGGACCAUGACGUCUUCCUGAGUAGAUUGGUGGAUGGCAUCUACAUCGGCCAGGGAACAUAUUCGACAUACGCCAUAUCCAAUGCCACUCAACUCUUUACCAGUGAGACCAAAGUGCAAAGUGUGAGGGUGGCUUUGCUCAUGACCGACGGCGUCGACCAUCCGCGGAAUCCUGACAUCAUGAAGGCGGUCGCCGAGGCUAAACGCCACAACAUCAAGAUCUUCACAAUUGGCUUAUCAGGCUUGGCAAAGGAUAACGUGAAGCAUGCCAAACUGCGUGCCAUAGCGAGCAGCCCAGCGGAGCAGUACUGCCACAGCCUCAUGGACCCCAAGCUGAAGGAACGGCUCCUGCAGCAGCUCGAAAUAAUUGCAAAGAAAGAAUGUCUGUGUUUGUGUGAGAGAGGUCCUCCAGGAGCUCCUGGUAAAAAAGGAGAGCAAGGUUAUAAAGGAGCACAUGGUCAAAAAGGCUCAAGGGGGGAAACAGGAGCAAGUGGUCUUCCAGGAAUCAAUGGUCCAGAGGGAAGACCUGGGUUCAAAGGUGAUAAGGGGAAUCAAGGUAACUGUGGACUACCAGGACAAAAGGGACAUAAGGGUGCUGAAGGACCUCCAGGGCCAGGGGGCCCUAGAGGAUUGCAGGGUCUGAAAGGGUCUACAGGAGACCAGGGACAUGAGGGUCCAGCAGGAUCUAAAGGUGAUCGAGGGCCGGUUGGUGCAUCUGGUCCGCCGGGAGAUACUGGAGUCGGAUUCCCUGGUCCAAAGGGAGACAAAGGAAACCAAGGACGACCAGGUCUUCCUGGUCCGGUCAGCAUAGGUCAGCCAGGUCAACCUGGUCCUCCAGGUUUAUCAGGAGCACAGGGGAACCCAGGAGCUCCAGGCGAAGGACUUCCUGGGCCAAAGGGUGGCCAUGGCUAUAUCGGCCCUACAGGUAGCCGUGGACCCCCAGGUUAUGGAAUUAAAGGUGAAAAGGGCAAUGCGGGACCUCCUGGAUCACCGGGACUAUUAGGAAUGCCUGGCAGGGGCAUUCAAGGAGAGAAAGGGAAUCAGGGACCAGCCGGUCCUUCUGGUCAAAGAGGGAAUCCUGGGAUAGGACUCGCUGGACCAAAGGGAGAACAGGGCUUCCCUGGAGAUCUUGGAGCCCCUGGAGAAAGAGGUAUUGGAGAACCAGGACCUAAAGGUGAAUCUGGAUUGCGAGGUUUACCAGGUGGGCCAGGUGUACCGGGAGAAGAUGGAGCCAUUGGAUCAAAGGGUGAUAUAGGCUUACCGGGACCCAAGGGACAAGACGGACCUCCAGGAAGAGGCCUGCCAGGAGAGAAAGGGGAUCAAGGGGAGAGGGGCUUCAGUGGCCAACCAGGACCACUGGGACCAGCUGGGCCAGUAGGAGCAAAGGGAGAACCAGGGAAAGUUGGAAUUCCAGGUGUUCCUGGGCCUCAAGGAAGGAGCAUACCGGGGCCCAAGGGGGAUCCAGGGCCGUUUGGUCCAACAGGUCCUGCUGGAGAACCAGGGAUAGGCAUUGCAGGGCCAAAGGGUGAAAUAGGGUUACGAGGCCCCAUUGGAAUGCCAGGGUCGAAGGGAGAAGGCUAUCCCGGCCAACCUGGGCCACCAGGUCUGCCAGGUCUUACAGGAGAGACUGGGCCAAAGGGAACAGGUUUACCUGGACCAAAGGGGGAUCGAGGCCCUCCAGGUCCACCGGGGUCUGCUGGAGCACCAGGUCUUGGGCAAGUGGGCCCAAAGGGCUGCAUUGGUCAGACUGGUCCAGCUGGUCCUCCAGGAUUACCAGGAGAGGGCAUACAAGGACCAAAGGGUGAUCCUGGAUAUCAGGGUAAACAGGGGCCAAGAGGGUUUCCCGGAGAGGGUCUGCCGGGGCAGAAGGGCAAUCGUGGGUUACCAGGAGCACAAGGGCGUAAAGGAGACAGAGGAAGCCAGGGAGAACUAGGGCCUACAGGACCAACGGGAAAUACAGGAACAAAAGGAGAACCUGGUCUCACGAAAGAGGAAAUAAUCAUUUUAAUCCGAUCAAUUUGUGGUUGUGGUCGGAUCUGCAGAGUACAGCCUCUGGAGCUGGUGUUUGUGAUUGACAGCUCUGAGAGCGUCGGCCCUGAAAACUUUGAGGUCAUCAAAGACUUUGUGAAUACCUUGAUCGACCGCGUGUCAGUCAGUCCGGAGGUCACACGUGUCGGCGUGAUUCUCUACAGCCACAUUAACCUGGUGGUUACAAGCAUACAAGAGAGGUUAAGUCGGGAUGAAGUGAAAGCAGCCGUGCGCAGGAUGCCCUACAUUGGGGAGGGCACUUACACAGGAAGUGGCAUCAGAAAGGCCAAUGAGAUCUUCCACUUUGCUCGGCCCGGUGUGAAGAAAGUAGCUGUGGUUAUUACGGAUGGCCAGACAGAUCAUCGGGACACGGUGAAGCUGGAGGAUGCAGUCAGAGAGGCCCAUUCAGCCAAUAUCACCAUGUUGGCUAUAGGGGUGGUGAAUCAAAGCGACCCCAUCUAUGAUGAUUUUAAGCAGGAGCUGAAGUCAAUAGCGUCGCCGCCCACUGAAGAGCACGUGUUUUCCAUAAUGGACUUCGGAAUGCUUCCUGAAGUGGAAAGUAAAUUGCUUCAUGAGAUCUGUGAGAACACUGAUGGAUCGAUAUUCAGCACUACCUUCAGCUCCGAGUUUGAGCUGAACCUCCUCCCAGAUUUCUCUCUCAUGUCUUUGGAAUGGCUGAAACAGGAUGAACACAGGACUGACCCCCCGCUGUUCUUCCAGGAAGAUUCCAUUGCAGAGGAAGGAUGUCUACAGACUCUGGAUCCCGGUCCGUGUCAAGAGUAUGUUGUUAAAUGGUAUUUCGAUCCAAAGGCCAAUUCAUGUGCUCAGUUCUGGUUUGGAGGUUGCCAAGGCAACAAAAACCAGUUUGAUAGUCAAGAGGCCUGCAGAAAAUCCUGUGUGAAAAUGUAAAUCUUAUCAUUAGAGCACUGACCCUGACACAAAAGCAUGGGAUGCUAAAAAAAAGAAAUAAAGCUAAAGGGCUCUUUAUUAUUUAAAUAUAUAUUAGCUUAUAAUAUUCAACAUUUUAAAUGACAAUAAAGAUUUUUACUGUAAACAUUUUAAAAAACGAAUCUCCUAAAGGUAUUUAUUAUAUAGCAUAUAUAGUGGCCACAAAAAGUAUUUACGUAAGUUUAAGUCAUACUUAAAAAUGUCUGGAUUUCAUUGCAUUAUAUUGAAAAUAUCAAACAGUGGCUUUUAUUUGAAAGAAAUGUUUAGAUAAUUCUUAAUAAGGAAUAAUUCUGACUCAGAGAAAUGCAGUGACAUUCAGACAUUUCUUGAUGUGGCAAAUGAACAAAUAUUCUGUAACUUCAAAUGUUCUCAUGCAAACUAGUUUUUGGUCACAUUAAACAUCUGUGUGGUUUUGUGUGUGUGUGUUUGUGUGUGUUUCUUGUAUUUGUACUGUGGUUUUAACUAUGUUUAAGCUCACUGGUGCUGUUUUGUUCAUGAUUAGUGUAGAAUCUGUACUUGUAUCUGAAUAGCCGCAGGUGAUGUGUAAAAUACUCCAGCAUGUACAUGUCUACAGGUCGCAUGUAAUGAAACGUGAUCACAAAAUCUGCACAGCAGUCGGGGCCCUAUAUUCAUAUAUAUGAAUAUAUAACUCUUAUAUAUGAGUUAUUUUAUUUUUUAAAUUAGAGCAUGAAAAUACUGCUCUAUUAUGCUGCUGAGA